This is a messenger RNA of Mercenaria mercenaria, 4408 nucleotides long. RefSeq lists its product as uncharacterized. Lineage: Eukaryota; Metazoa; Mollusca; Bivalvia; Venerida; Veneridae. Bases 134 to 4408 code for a protein of 1424 amino acids. The transcript is spliced from 4 exons. The record is from RefSeq and is a predicted model, not a curated record.
AGUAUUACAGUUGCUGCAGAAGAAUUCCACACCUGUUGUGUAUUAUGAUCUGAAGUUCAAGUCAUGAGUUGCUGCAGAAGAAUUCAACGCCUGUUGUGUAUAAUGAUAUUGGUAUUCAACUGAAGUUCAGGUCAUGAGUACUUCUGAUGAAAACACUUGCGUUUUAUGUGGCGUUAGAGACGAUAACCCCACUUCAGUUCUCGGCGACAGGGGAUGCCAGAGCAUCAUAGCAGCCAGCAAGAAUAAGGGUCGAACGUUGGUCGUCUCACCUGGACAGCAAGUUCACAAGGAUUGCAGGAGGAUUUACUGCCACCCCAAUCAGAAUCGUCUCAAUAGCAGCAGCAAAGAAAAUUUAUAUACAAGUCCAAGUACUAGACAGUCAUUAGAAUUAUCUUUUGACUUUCAAACGAAGUGUUUUUUCUGUGGAACAAACGCAACACAUAAACAACAUAAACGUAAACGAGGUAGAGAUGUUCACCCUGUCUUAACAUUAGAGUUUCAAAAGUCUAUUAAAGAUGUUUGUUUAGAAAGAAAUGAUGAUUGGGGUGAUAUAGUAUUAGGCCGAUUAGAAUGUGUCUGUGAUCUUCCUGCUGCUGAAGCUAGAUAUCACCAGUCUUGUAGUUCUAAUUUUAGGUCUGGAUAUAAAAUUCCAAAAUGUUUUCAGUCACCAGUGACAGAUGAUGGAGCAGCAUAUGAGACGGACCAGUGCAGCAAGACAAAGAAAGGCAGACCUGCUUGCGUUUGUGCUGACAAUGCCUUCAAAACUGUUUUGGAAGAAUUUGAGGAAACUGAAAUGGGGUUUACCACAAUCAGCGACUUGGUACAAAAAAUGGCAUCCAUUUGUGGUGAAGAUAACUCUUACAGCACAACAUAUAUGAAAAGAAGAAUGCUAGAGCAUUAUGGUAAUAGUAUUAUAAUUACAGAAUUGAAUGGAAAAUCCAAUGUUGUCACUUUCAGAAGUAGAGCCCAUGCUAUUUUACAUAACUAUUAUCACAGACAAAAUAAAAAUGACAGUGAAAGUGAGAAACUGGCAAUCAUAAAGACAGCAGGAAAACUGAUUCUGAAUGACAUCAAAGAUAUGGAGGAAAAUGCAGAGAUAUACCCAUCUGCAAAUGAUAUGUCAACUGAAGGCAACAGAAAAUAUGUACCUCCUAGUCUAGUAACAUUAUUACAGCAACUCAUUGACCAAAAGGACCCAGAGAGAAUUAUCACAGCUAUUAGCCAAGCAAUUGUCCAAGCAGCGAUUCCUAGAAGUAUAAUAUGUCCUCUCCAGCUUGGAUUAGGUGUUCAGUUACAUCACCAGUUUGGAUCAAGAAUUCUCAUAGAGACCCUAAACAGCCUAGGCUUCUGCUCUUCUUACCAAGAAGUACAAAAAUACGAGAAAUGUGCAGCAUAUACUCAAGGCAAUGCAGUUGACAGGAACAAUGUUGAACAGUAUGUACAAUUUGUUGCUGACAAUAUAGAUCACAACACUGCGACGAUUGACGGCCAUAACACAUUCCAUGGAAUGGGCAUAAUUGCAACAUUUACACCAAAGGACAACAAAAGACGAGUUGUACCCAGGAUACAAGUAACAAAUGAAGAGCUUGUCAAAAUUGGAAAAAUCAAUAUAAAAUAUUAUAAGCAAAAUGACAAUGUCCUUGAAAAUGUCAUAUUUGAGAAGCUGUUGGAUAUAGAUUGUGAGGAUCCUAUACCUGGAAACUUCGAGUUUCUUGUUAAAAUUACACGCCCACUAAGACCAAUGACACCAAGCUGGUCUGGAAUCGUGCAAACUGUUCAGAAGGGUGAACAUCCAGGAGAGUCCAAAGUCCAGUUCCUUCCCAUGAUAGACAUGAACCCAAGUGAUAUGUCCUGCAUAUAUUCCACCUUGACAUACGUUGCACAGCAAGCCCGUUUGAUGAACAUUGACCCUGUCAUAACAUUUGACCAACCACUGUAUUGGAAGGCCAUGACUAUCAUAACAAACGAACCAGAUUCUAGUGAGCUGAAGAGAGCUGUAAUCAGACUUGGUGCCUUUCAUAUGGAAAUGAGUUUCUUGGGGUGUAUAGGGAAGAUUAUGGAAAAUAGCGGUCUUUCAGAACUACUAAGCACUGUAUAUGCUCCAAACACUGUUUGCCAUAUGCUAAGUGGAAAGGCGGUUCAGAGGGCAAUUAGAGGUCAUUUCUUGGCCAGUGAUGCACUUGACCAGCUCAUUAUGGAGAAGACAUUUCCUGAGUUAAUGGAAACGCAGUUUACAGAUGAGAAUAACAAUCAUGCUGAAACAGUGAGAAGCAAUGAUGAAGCCUACUCACCUGAACAGAGAAAAUUAGUCGCAAUUUUUGAAAAUGUGUUCGAGCAGAAAAUUGAUCAACGGCUACUAGUAACUGAAGACAACAUAAAUCUUAAAGAAAUGGUUGACAAAGUUGAAAGUACUAAGCAUACAUUGAAAAGUUCUAGAACUGCAAAAUUAUGGCUACAAUACUUAGAAAUGAUCAACCUACUGAAACAGUUUAUCGCAGCUGAAAGGAUUGGGAAUUGGCGAUGUCACCUCAAGAUUUUGAAAAACAUGCUUCCUUUUUUUGCAGCUGCAGGACAUAAUCUGUACACGAAAUCAAGCUACAUGUACCUUCAGCAAAUGAACUGUCUUCAUAUAACACAUCCUGAAGUUUGCCAAGCAUUUGAAAAGGGAUUGCAUGUGGUCCGAAAGUCAAACAGAAUGUGGGGUGGUCUUUCUACCGAUCUGGUUAUUGAACAAGUACUUAUGCGCAGUGUCAAGUCUGUAGGUGGACUGACAAGAGGCAGAGGAUUGUCAGAGUUACAACGAACGCAGUGGAUUUUGUCUAUGCCAGCCUGUGCAGAAAUAAAUUUUGCAAUGCAAGAAUAUACUAACAAGAAAUACAAUACAAGUGAUCAGCACAAGGAUAUUGCGAAAUCUCGAAUCGACAGGGAUGAGAAAGAUCGGCAAGUAUUUUUAGAGUUUCUCCGGGAGCGAAACCCAUUUUCAGAUGAAGCAAACCUGAGAAAUAUUGAAACGGGAAGUUUAGCAGACGCAAAUGUAAACGUGGACUCGGCAAGAAAUGUAGGUGAGAAAAUACUGAAGAACAUGGAAGGGAAAAAGGUUCUUGAACAUUCGUUUAAACGUACCGAUCAAGCUGUUACAUUGGGGUCCAAAACAAAUAUCAAAGUUGGUGGAGAAGAGUUCCAUGUAGACCCUCAGCUACUGUUCCAAAGAAUUAUGGCAGUUGCGGACAGCUAUACUGAUGAUCCUGAGGAGAUAUUUAAGCAUGAGUUGUCAGCAAAUCCAUCAGCACUUUUUGACAAUUCAGGAUUAAUGAGAGAAGCACAGAAGCCUCAAAUCGCUAACACUAUAUGGGACUUGGGACAAUGUGAUGCAACAUAUAUACCGCCCUUGACCGUGUGUCAUAUUGUUUUGGAUGGCGGAUCUCUACUUCAACGAAUCCCUUGGGAAUAUGGAUCCUCGUUUGGAGCAAUAUGUAGUAAUUAUUGUAGAUUUGUCGAAACAAACUAUAAAAAUGCACAUAUUGUAUUUGACGGGUAUGAAAAUGGGCCUUCUACAAAAGACACAACACACGAACGAAGGACGAAAGGCAGAAUAGGAGCACAAAUAUCCUUCAGCGAGAGUUACACUUGUAAAACCAAAAAGGAAUCGAUCUUGACAAAUAAAGAAAACAAACAGAACUUCAUCAAGAUGUUAGGAGAAAAAUUAUUACAUACCAAUUGUAACGUCCACUAUGCGGCAGACGAUGCUGAUCUCUUGAUAGUGAAAACAGCAGUGGAAUUAUCAGACGAAAAACCGACGGUGGUUAUUGGUGAGGAUACAGACCUUUUAGUUUUACUGUGUCAUCACGCGGAAGAAGGCAGGGAAAAGAUAUUUUUUAAGUCUGACUCUGGUUCAAAGAAAAAGAAAAUUUGGGAUAUUUCUAAGACAAAGAAUGUACUAACUGAAGGCAUAUGCAGUGUUUUACCUGUUGUCCACGCAUUCUGCGGUUGUGACACUACAUCGAGGAUAUACGGAAUAGGAAAAGGAAUUGCUCUAAAAAAAGCCAUGGUCGACACAGAUUUCCAUGCAAAUGCAAAGAUAUUUCUGAAAGAGUCCACUCACGUAGAGGUCGAAAGAGCAGGAGAGCAAAUGAUGUGUACGUUGUUCAAUGGCAAGAAAAUUGAAGGUUUAGAUAGGCUAAGAUACAGAAAGUUUUUUCAGCGUGUCAGUACAGGCACAACAGUUGUACAAGUACAAAGUUUACCACCAACUUCUCGAUCGGCCAAAUAUCACAGCUACAGGGUGUACCUACAAGUUCAGACAUGGCUUGAAAGGAUACUACAACCACGGGAAUGGGGCUGGUAUGAAAAAGAUGGCAGGCUUACCCCACUGAAAUGUGAUUUACCUGCUGCGCCAGAGAGACAUUGA